UCGUACGGCUCCAAGCUGCCUCCGCCGCUGCUGGCGCCCGCCUCGUUCUCCCUGCGUGGGGCUGGCUACCUCGUCGCCACAGCGUUCCUCGUGAGCGUGCUGUGCAUGGGCGCGAUCAUGCAGACCGUGGGGGUGGACAGCAUCGCGCCCAACCAGCUGCGGAACUACCCCCAGCAGAGAUCCCUGACGACGCUUCGCCUCGCUGCGGUUGGCGUCGAGCAGGACACGGACUCGGCGCAGAUUCUGCAGCAAUGGGACCUCCGGCUGAGUGACGACGCGGAGAGCGUCCAGCUCAGCAUCGCGUUCAACUCCGACAGCCCCGUCACUUCGGGCCAGUAUGUCCCCAUGAGCGAGGCCCAAGAAGCUCCGAGUGUCUCGGUUGAAGGCGGUGCGGACGGCAGCACCCAGCGCUACACGUACGUGCUGGUCGACAUCGACGCUCCGGAUCCCAAGGCCCCGACGCACGCACCGUUCCUACACUACAUUCUGGCGGACUUGACUGUGGACGGUCAAAGCCAGCAGCAACAGCAGGAGGUGGAGGUGGUGCCGUACUACCCGGUCACGCCGCCCAUCGGCGAGCACCGCUACAUUUCGCUGCUCUUCCGCCAGCAAGACAGCGGCCCGGAUGCGCCGGAUGCAGCGCUGACGGCCAAACGCUCCAACUUCGACGUCGCCGGAUUCGUCAAGACGCACAACCUGCAGCUCGUUGCCACCAGCAGCUUCCACUCGCACCCUGUUGCCCAAGAU
Messenger RNA from Phytophthora sojae, 747 nucleotides. RefSeq lists its product as hypothetical. Lineage: Eukaryota; Oomycota; Peronosporomycetes; Peronosporales; Peronosporaceae. The transcript is spliced from 2 exons. The annotation marks the transcript as partial. The record is from RefSeq and is a predicted model, not a curated record.